Dichomitus squalens LYAD-421 SS1 is the source of this 543-nucleotide messenger RNA. RefSeq lists its product as uncharacterized. Lineage: Eukaryota; Fungi; Basidiomycota; Agaricomycetes; Polyporales; Polyporaceae. The annotation marks the transcript as partial. The record is from RefSeq and is a predicted model, not a curated record. The transcript has 3 exons.
UUAGCAAAUCACGUCGAAGAUGCCGGGAAGGCGCUUUCCUCCGUCAAGGCCCCCAACAAACACGUUCUCAAAGCGAUGGACGCCGCGGAGCCGAUAGCAGAAGAUGCCGAGAGCACGUACGAGCUGUUGGAGCCCGUAUUGGAGAAGGUACAAAUAUUAGCAUUGAUCGUCGAAGGCAUAGGAGACAUCCACCCAUACGCCAAGUUAGCUACCACAGUUCUUCUCUCAAUCGUUAAGCCUGUGAUCGCACAAGACAAGCGUGAUAAGGCUAUGAGAGAUCUGUUAGUGGCGAUGAAUGAACUCUACGGAUUCGUGGUCUCGACUAGUCGCCUCUCUAGAAUAGACGAAGAUCGCAAGAAUCUGCUCAAGGAUAUGCUGUUGCAGACGGCCGAAUGCGCUUACUUCAUCCGGGACCAUACUCAAGCCGAAAAUUUCUGUAAGGAUGUAUGUAUCUCUUUCCGAGCAUGGCCGCCCAGUGACUCUAACAAACUCCCACUCCAGGGAUCCGAGCGGGAAAGCACGCAAUAUCUGGUCCCCUUAUAG